GAGCACUUAUUUACUCGUCGCGAUCUAGCAGUGCUGAAAGAGUUAGAGCGCGCAAAAGAGCAGGUUAUAGAGAGUUCGGCCUCUAGUACUAAUUCUUCUGCUAUUAAACCAUCGCUAUCUAAACUAUCAGCUAAUCUAGGCGGGUUAUAG
Bipolaris sorokiniana ND90Pr is the source of this 150-nucleotide messenger RNA. RefSeq lists its product as uncharacterized. NCBI's taxonomy places the organism in Eukaryota, Fungi, Ascomycota, Dothideomycetes, Pleosporales, Pleosporaceae. The annotation marks the transcript as partial. The record is from RefSeq and is a predicted model, not a curated record. The transcript has a single exon.